This is a messenger RNA of Exaiptasia diaphana, 2118 nucleotides long. Its product is annotated as interference hedgehog. The transcript has a single exon. NCBI's taxonomy places the organism in Eukaryota, Metazoa, Cnidaria, Anthozoa, Actiniaria, Aiptasiidae. The record is from RefSeq and is a predicted model, not a curated record. Bases 44 to 2002 code for a protein of 652 amino acids.
CUAAUCUUCCAGUUCGUUGGGAGUUGUCGUCCUAUUUGCUAGGAUGGCAGAUAAAAUCGUCCAUUCCUGCUUGGUGUCSAAGAUUGCCAUCGCUCUAUCGAUCGUCAGUUUGUUCUUAUGCUGUGGUGUGUUCAUACGAACAGAAUUGAUGCUAAACGAGCUGUAUUCAAGAGACAUGAAGCUGCAAGACAAGAUGACUUCAAAACACGACAUAGAUCGACACGGGAAAGAUCAUCAUUCAAAGGAAACCGUUACGAAUCAAGAAGUAAAAGAAAAUAAAGAACUUUUGAGAAGAAAAGUGAGACACGCUACAACUGGUGUCAAUAGCACUGAUAUGUUACUGGUUAAUAUAUUAACAAAGMAAAUCCAUCAAGAGGUCAGUAAAGCUCUUCAGGCUGCCAAGCAUACGAUACGGGGACCUCCCGGUCCACAAGGAGUUAUGGGUAAAACUGGACGGCAAGGACCCCGUGGUUUUCCUGGAAAGAUCGGGCUUCCUGGUCCCACAGGAAUGCCAGGACCACAAGGACCAAAGGGACCGAAGGGAGAUCCUGGUCCUUCCUUAGAACGUCCAACAGUAGUCAUUUCGCCAACACAUCUUAUUGUUAAUGAAAGCCAGUCCGCCAUCUUACAUUGUUCCGCUAGUGGUUAUCCUCAACCUGAUGUUGUCUGGAGUAAAAACAAUGGUACAUUACCACACAAACGAGCAGUAGUUGAUAGCACUGGCAAACUUCAUAUCAAACAAGUGACUGGCAAUGACUCUGGAAUCUAUCAGUGUAAGGCUUCCAAUCUUCUUGGCAGCGCACAAAGCACAAUGAAACUUCAAGUGAACAUUCGUCCAAGGUUGACCUUGAACAAAGGACCAAUCUACGAAAAGAUUGGUAAAGAUAUUCGUCUGCCUACGUGUCACGUGAAUGGAUUUCCUAAGGCAAAGGUCACGUGGUCCAAGUCUAUUGGUUCUUUGCCAAAAAAACGUUUCCUUGUCAAGGAUGGACAGCUGACUAUAGUAAGAGCGAAGAAAGACGAUUCAGGGAAAUAUGUUUGCAAAGCUAAAAUUCCUUUUGGUUCUGUUGUAGGAUCAGUUGUGGUAAAUGUUAUCGAUCUACCUGUGUUUGUUGUCAAGCCUCCAUCGUCGUAUAUUGCCCCUCCUGGUUCAACCGUAAUGCUUAACUGUACAGCUAAAGGUGACCCUCAGCCUGUAAUCACUUGGACAAAAGACAACGGACUUCUUCCUCUUGGUAGAUAUGAAGUGAGAGAUGGGUCUUUGAUUAUAAGGAACGUCACGAAAACAGAUUCGGGUGUGAUUGUAUGCACUGCUACGAGUGCUGGUGUUUCUAUUUCACGUGCAAAUACGACAUUAUCAAUGUAUUUUAAAGAUUGCGCAGAGAUUUACCAAUCUGGACAUAGACAUAGCGGUGUGUACACAGUUCAACCCGACAAUCAGCCUGCAUUUCAAGUCUACUACGACAUGACAACUGAUGGUGGGGGUUGGACUGUGUUCCAGCGAAGACAAGAUGGAUCGGUUGAUUUCUAUCGCGAUUGGCAGAAGUACAAAACAGGUUUUGGAAACCUGAAUGGCGAGUUUUGGUUGGGUAACGAUUACAUCCAUCGAUUGACAGCAAGAACAGCUUCGAGUCUGCGCGUUGAUCUAGAGUACUGGUACGGAGCCAGGACUUUUGCCAAAUAUGGCAAUUUUAGUGUUGGUAACGAAUCAGACAAGUACAGGCUGAGUGUUGGCUCGUAUUCAGGCAAUGAGGCCGAUCCGCUAUCAUAUCAUAACAACAUGGCGUUUAGUACAAAAGAUAGAGAUAACGACAAAAACAGUAAUCACUGUGCCAGACUUUCUAACGGUGGUUGGUGGUAUAAUUCAUGUCAACAUUCAAAUCUGAAUGGAAAGUAUCUAAACAAGAAGACGCCGCGGCGGCAGAAUAUUGGUUGGCGCCAUUUUCAUAGCAAUUAUWUCGGUUUGAAGAAAUCUGAAAUGAAAAUUCGUAGCGUACAGUAAGAGAAUUCAUAAUUGUUACUGAUUUUCUUUCGAUUGUUGGGGAAAUGUACACAAAAAUGUUAUUAAAAAAUAAUUUAAUAGGAUAUUAAUAAAAAGUUAUCCACACUAAAUAAACU